UAUAACAUAAUUGGCAAGCCUUGCUUAACGAUCUGACCCUGGCCUCUAUCGUGACCGCAUGCAUGUCGUGGUUGUCUUGUCGUGUUGGCAAAGCUUCCUAGCACAUGCGCUGUUCGCUACUAGCUUGCUAAUGAUGCCCUAGGAUAUACUCAAAGGCUGAGCUGUGCCGGUCGGAUAAGUGCGGGAAGCAUGUAUUACCAGUCGCACCUUGGUGACCAUCGACGAGUUGAAUCGCUCAGCGGUGACGCCCUUCGUCGUCAUAUUCUUAUCAAAGCUGCAAAACGAGCUGUCCAGCAAGCCGCACGCCGUUACUCCCUGACUACUAUCCAUCCUCCAAUUCGUCGGCGUAUGCUUGUUAUCGACCUGGAGCUGCUGUGCAGUGGCGUAUGUUCGAAGGACUGCCCUGGCGAGCACUGCAUUGUUGAAAGAGACGGUGUAAGGAAUUUUCUGGAAGCAGUGCGACCGCAUUUCCGUCUAGCGGCAUGGAGCAAGGCCAGCAACGCAUGGACCAGCGCAGCGCUGCAAGAACUCGAUCCGCAAGCCGAUUUUUUCCCACGCCGGCCCUCUGCUGGCACCGGCGUGGGCAUUGCCGGCAAACCAAUAGCUCCAAACGCAGCAGCAGGGCCAGCAGCAGCAGCCGCAGCAAUGGCGGUGGCAGUACCGGUAGAGGGCGAAACGUUGCAGGACCAGCAAACUAUGUCGUCAGUGGGAACGCCACAGCUGGCUUCGCCGUCGACAGCAUUGCCUGUUGAGGCUAUAAGUGCCCCGGUAACGGCGACUGACAUUGACGAGCUGUCGUCACCAACUGCCGCAACCAACAACCAGGCGACGAUAAUCGACGACGGCGAGCCCACUUACCCGGAAGACGUAAUCAUCUUGGCUGUUGAUCGUAAUUGCUUUGUGCAUAUGGCCGAGAACGUGAUUGAAGUCGAGCCGUUGGUUGCUACCAACAGUCACAACGGUUGUGCAGUACAGUCCAACGAUGAAGACAGCCAUUACACGCACGGGUAUCAGUACGACAGCAGCAAUGACGUACUCACUCGCCUGGCUACCGUACUUCUGCGGUACCUGGCCAUUCCGCAUUUCACAUCCGCAACAGCAACCACCGUGGCGGCAACUGCCAGGUUCAUUGACACCCCCGACGGCCCGUGUUCGAUCGGCGUUGGAUUACCAUUUAAAUCGCCCGUACUUCCAGUCCCGGUCGAGAUCUGCCGGUUGGGUCUGGACAAAGUACGGUUCGGUAAAGACCUCAGCACUUGCAGUCUCGACCUCGGCAACCUUGACUGCACGGGCUAUGGCGAAAGCCUUGUCGUACACUCGGUCCGGACCGUUGAAGCCGUUGCUCAUUUACAGAGCGGUGGCAAGGGCGGUGGUUUCGUCGCUGAUCGUUCAAAUGCAGUACGCCAAGCCCGCAACAGCGGACAGCUACAGCAACAGCGGCCAUCGGCGGUUAAGGCCAACAGCCAAGCCUUCUCACCCGCGUCUUCAACCCAGGCGCCGUAUCCCCCGCUGCUCUGUGGUGCCUACCCUCGCGUGAACCCUGACGAAUUGCUUUGGGGCGAGGAGCUGCCUCUAUCAGGGCAGGAGCUGGAUUGCCGAGCUGCGCCCGAGGACACGUCAGCUCCCAUUUCCGUAAGCGGAUGGCCCCAGAUGGAGUUUAUCGAGAUGGUGGAUUUGGGGUUUGAGGACAUCGGUGCUGGGAAUGCACUGUACGGCAGUAGUAAUGCAACAACAACAGCAGAAGUAGCAGCGCCGACAAGAGGCAGCAGUACGACAGCUACAGCACCAUUGUACGGCGAGAACGCAGCAACUGCAACUGCUGUUACGGCCAUGGCUAUUGCCACCGCUGUGGCGCCACCUCCCAUGCAUGGCACGUCCAUGCCAAGCCCUGAAGGGUCAACUUCUUCUGGCUCCUUAACGAGGUCGUCAAUGCUCCUGCUGCCGGCGUCUUCUUUGGGUCCUCGUGCCUCCCAUUCUUUCUCCUCCCCUUUCUCCACAACAGCCGCCACUGUCACGGCUACAGCUACGUCUGCCCCCAUAGCGCGCACGCUGAGGGAUGUCGUACUAGCCGCAGAAGGGGACCCUGCGUGCAUCGCCUUGGGUGGAAAGACGGGAGGCCAGCGAGAUCCCCACAUGCAGCAGCGGGGGCACAGAAGGAGAUCGCAGCUCCAACAGCUAAGGCAGCAUCGUCGUCUCUCGCCCGGUGUGUACGGGUUAGAUCCGCAGGCAUGCCUACCUUCAGCAUCAUCAUCGCCAGCCUGGGAUCCAAGUUAUGGGGAUACACGUGGCAAUAACGCUGCCGUUGGUACUGUUACGGCCUCAACGGUAAUACCGGUGGCCAACAGUGAGACGGUCAGUGGCCGAGGAAUGCAGGUUGUGCCAAAUCGCCGCAGCAUGAUCGGGAGCAGCACUGGCGAUGUCAGUAGCGGCAACAGUGACCUUGUUGCCACCGCCGCCGCCUCUGGCGGCGGUAGUGGCGGUGUCAGCGCUUACAUCAGCGUUUGCAGUAGCGGCAGCAGCAGCAGCAAGACUAAAGCGGCUACGGCUGUUAGUACGGCAAUGCGGUCCCUUAGCAGUAAUGGUGGCGGUGGCAACGGCAGCCGACGCCAAGCGCGCUUGACACUGGCGCUUGCAGCGUGCUUUGGCCGGCGUGCACCUGCUGCCCCGAUACCACAGCAGGAGCCAGUUAGAAACAGUACGGCGGAAGCAGUAGCAGCGGCGGCGACUGAAGAGGCAGCGGGCGCCUCCUUGCCUUCCCGGGCGAGUAACAGUUUCACCGCCGUAAUGGCCAAGGCAGUUCGCCUGGUGUCAUUUCGCAGGCUUUCUCUGCCGCCGGGGACCGCACCCGGCGUAGACGCUGGCGGCAGCGGAACCAGCAGCUGCAGAAGGAAGAGCGGUGACAUGUACAGCGCGGCCAACAAGACGACGAAGGGAAGCAGCGGUAACAGCAGCAGCAGCGGCGUCGACGGGGAGAAGGCUGUGGGCAGUGAAACUGAGUCGCAAGCCGGGCGGCAGCAGCGGGGUCUGGGUAUGCCAAGGCUGAGGCCCACCGCUGCGGCUGUGUCCCUGGCUGUAGCUGGAGUGAGAGUCACGGAGGGAUCCGGCUUGGAUGGUGGGGCGGUAGCGCUGGUGACCAAGCGUCCGUUCUCGCCGCCUCCCUCGGAAGCUGCCGCUCGCGUGCUGAGUUUGCCUCCGCCGGGGAGUGGGGGCUUGGGCUGCUCCGCACUCUCUGAGCCGGGCAUGUCUGCCGUGGGGGAGGUCGUGGGAGCGGCUUGGGCUGGCAUUGCGGCGCGGCAGCAGCUAGGAUUGUAAACUGGAAGGGGGAUGCAUCUGCUGAGAUUGUGAACUGGCAUGGAUUGGAAAGGUUUAAUGUUGGAGUCCGUAUGUCGCACAGUUGCAACAGCGAAUGUGGACGGCAGUCCUGGUAUGCAUGUGCGUGUUCAAAGAAGUUGCAAUGGCACGGUUUCGGAGUGGUGGCUUAAUUGUAUUACUAAUGAUGUCCUUUGUGUAGAUGAGAAAGUAUAAAGUACUGCGAAGACGGCUGUUGGUGGUUCAACGGUCCACACCGUUUCACGCAACAUGGCGUCGCAUAGGCAUCGCGACUGACAGCAUAUGCGCAUGAGUGAUGAAAGCAAGGCUCACGAUGCGAGAGACGGUUAGAGUUGUGGGUCGUAAACGACCAAGGUUUUUUCAGUGAUGGCAGAGACAGCGUUGUUGCUUUGCAUUUUCGUCGGUCUUGAAGCUCCAUGUAAGUGUAUGGCGUUUGAUGUGGUAGCUGGUUCCAUAGGUACGUUGAACAACGGCGUUCUGCAAUGGGCACGGCUUUAGCAACUGUAUGACUAAUGUGCUGUGUAUUGCACGUAUGCUUAGCCGCAGGUUUUUCCUUCCUAAAUGUUUGCUCUUAAAAUGCUGAGACAUGCUACAUCCCAUGUUAACUUGCUUAAGUACGCUACAACCAGACCGAAGCGAUCUCAUGGCCUGCCCAAGUGCAUGUGUGGCAUGGAGGGCUGACGGUGUGUUGUGGUGAGGGAGGAAGUGACGUGGCUGUUCACGAGGGCGGCGCGUGGGUGUCACGUUUGGGAGCGUCAGCUGGCAGCGUAGGGACAUACAAUGGGGUUUUUACAUGGCGAGCGGAAGGCCCAAAUUGUGCCAAUGGGCACUGCGGCCCUUGGGGGCAAGUUGUCUUGUAAGAAUGGCAAGGG
Molecule: messenger RNA, 4202 nt
Organism: Astrephomene gubernaculifera
Lineage: Eukaryota; Viridiplantae; Chlorophyta; Chlorophyceae; Chlamydomonadales; Astrephomenaceae
Source: the annotation of a GenBank genome assembly